Molecule: messenger RNA, 1884 nt
Organism: Dictyostelium purpureum
Lineage: Eukaryota; Evosea; Eumycetozoa; Dictyosteliales; Dictyosteliaceae
Exons: 2
Coding region: 1-1884 (627 amino acids)
Biological process (GO): protein transport
Cellular component (GO): cytoplasm
Molecular function (GO): protein binding
Source: RefSeq, a predicted model, not a curated record
AUGUCAACAGCAACAACAGCAAAUGUACCAAGAACAUUAAAGAUUGUUAUUAUUGAAGGUAAAGAGUUAAAAGGUCUCGAUUCAGGUGGUGUCUCAGACUGCUUUUUAAAAUUCAAAUGUAACAAUGUUUCUGCCAAAACUGAAGUUAUUAAAAAAACAACCUCACCAAUUUGGAAACAUAUGAUUAGUGUUGGGCCAGUUGAGGAUAAUAGUUUAUUAUCAUUUUUUGUUAUGGAUUGGGAAAGAAUAGGAACAAGUAGACCAAUGGGUAAAGUAGAAAUUCCAUGUUUGGAAUUAGCAGCAGGUGCAAAGAGAAAUCAACAUGAUCAAUGGUUGAGAUUGGAUACUAAGGGUUUUAUUAGAGUUAGUUAUGAAUUUUCACCACCAUAUCCAUUAGAGGUUGACCCAGCCGAACCACCACCACAAUCAUUUAUUAACCAACCAGCAGUAUACUUUAAACCAAUCUAUUUACCAACUUUUCAAACCGAAGUGGUUUCUACUGGCCAAACCACAGCUAAAUUUAUUAUGCCAGGUUCCGUGUACCAUAGUAGAUCUUUUAUUGCAGGCGAACCAGUUAAUUGCUCAUUGAUAAUUAAUGUAUUGGAACCAAGAAUUGUAGUUAGAUCUUUAAACUUAACAUUUGAUGGGUCAGUUACUUUUAGAGGUAAAAAGCAAAGAAAGCUUGUCAAUGACUAUAGAGAUCUUCUUUUGGGUUAUGGUGAGCUAAAUAAUGUUUCCGCAGCCAACAGAGGUCAUUACCACAAGAUUACUUUAGAACGUGGUAAACACAUCUUCCCAUUCCAAUUCUUUUUAGACAAAACAUGCAAAUCAACAGUGCAAAUGGUCAAUGGCUAUAGUGUUUCAUAUGGUUUAUACUUUAGUGCCGAUAUUGUUAACCAACCAGAUAUUGGUCUUUAUCAAGAAAUUAAAGUUGUAAAUUUAGAAGACACUGUUUAUAAAAUGACCGUAUCACCAAUGAAUGGCUCUGCUUCAAAAUCACCACUUACCGGAGGUAAUAUAUCGAUGAAUGCAAAAUCUGUAAAGAAUAGUUUCUAUCCAGGCGAAGAGAUUGAAUUAGAAAUGGAUAUCAACAACACAAGCAAAAAGAAGAUCAAAGCUGUCGAUAUUGUGCUCCAACGUUUAGACUACAGUGGCACCGAUACCACUCCUCUCUAUACCAAUGUACUUACAAUGACCAAAAAGUGUUACCCAAAAAUCAAACCAAACACCCAACGUAACAUGAUGACUGUUAUAGAGUUACCAAAUAGCCAGCUUAUGGUCCCAUCCAUUUCAGAAACUAAAAUGACUAGAAUCGAAUACCAAUUACUUGUAAAUUUAGAUAUACCAAACUGUGUUGAUCUUCGUUUGAAAUUACCCGUAGUAAUAGUACAACCAGACCCAAAGCUUGAAUAUCUUCCAAAUGCCCUCACUGAAAUUGGUGAUAUACCAAGAUAUAUCAACAAUUGGACCGUUCGUCAUUUCCACAGUUGGGUUCUUUUCAAGAUGCAAUGUCCAGAUGUUAUCAAAAACAACCCAGAGUUUUACCAAUACCAUUUAAAUGGUUUGGAUUUAAUGAAAUUAAAUAACGAUACCCUUUUUAAUAUAUUAAAAGGUGCUGGUCCCAGAACACAGGAAUUAGUUAGCGAUCUACAGGUUCAAAUUUUCCAAAUCCAAGCAGUUAGAGAUUUAUUAAAAGAAUUACAAAUUCCAAGUUUUAUCGAAACCUUUGAAAAAGAAUCGAUUACCUUUGAAAUCUUACCAUAUUUAACCUAUAAUGAUAUUUUAUCACUAGGUUUACCAAUUGGUGAUGCUAAAAGAUUGGAAAUUAAAAUUAAACAAAUUAAUCAACAACAACAAUAUUGUGAUAUCAACAAUAAACAAUAG